Messenger RNA from Aptenodytes forsteri (emperor penguin), 1248 nucleotides. RefSeq names its product transmembrane protein with metallophosphoesterase domain (gene TMPPE). Gene Ontology annotation, molecular function: hydrolase activity. The annotation marks the transcript as partial. NCBI's taxonomy places the organism in Eukaryota, Metazoa, Chordata, Aves, Sphenisciformes, Spheniscidae. The record is from RefSeq and is a predicted model, not a curated record. The transcript has a single exon.
UUCACGCCAUGGAAAAUAGCUGUGUUCAUGUUUCUAGCUUUGGCUCAUUCAAGCUUCUUUACAUUGCUAUUUCUUGUUGCAGAAGAGCCAUAUUUCUUGUCUUUAGCUGCCUAUACUUGCCUGGGAGCCUAUAUAAUUCUUAUCUUCUUUCUCUUCACUCUAGGCUCUGUAGAGCAGGCUUACAAGUUCUUGGCUGGGAGAGGUGCUAAGGCAGGUACUGGCAACAAGAACAGCAGAACAGCAAUGAAAGCAGUUUUGGCAGUCAUGCUGACUGUUGUGCUGACUGUUGUCGGGCUGUUAAAUGCUUCCCGGCCUCCCACUGUGAAUUCAGUGGAGGUUCCACUUCACAAGCUGCCCUCAACAAUGAAUAAUCUGAAAGUAGUGUUGCUUUCAGAUAUCCAUCUGGGUCCUACAGUUGGGAAGACCAAGCUUGCCAUGAUUGUAAGAAUGGUUAAGGCUUUGAAACCAGAUAUCACCGUGAUUGUUGGGGACCUGACUGACUCUGAGGCAGAGAUCAUACGACCUGCUGUUGAGCCUCUUGGAGAACUUAACUCCCCUUUGGGGACUUACUUUGUCACAGGAAACCAUGAGUACUACACAUCAGAUGUUAGCAACUGGUUUGAGCUGUUAAAAUCAUUCAACAUUCGGCCACUGCAUAAUGAGAAUGUGAAGAUUGUUUCACCGAAGAGCACUGAUGACUGGUUCUGCCUGGCUGGCGUUGAUGAUAUUGAAGCAGAUGUACUGCGCUACUCGGGGCAUGGCAUGGAUUUAAAAAAAGCUCUCAGAGAUUGUAGCAGUGAGCAUGCAAUAGUGCUGUUAGCUCAUCAGCCGAUUGCUGCAAAGUGGGCCCUUCAGGAGAGACCAGACAUAAAUUUAAUUCUCUCUGGCCAUACUCACGGAGGGCAGAUGUUCCCACUAAAUGCUGGGGCUUAUUUUCUGAAUCCCUUCUUUGUUGGCUUGUACAAAGUUGGGCAGAACACCUUUGUCUACGUCAGUCCGGGGACUAUGUACUUUGGAAUACCCAUGAGGCUGGGCAGCAGAGCUGAAAUAACAGAGAUAAUUCUAUGUUCUCCUUGAGGAGUUUUCCAUUUGACAGACUUCUGCCAUCCUUUUUGGUCAGUAUAUUGGCUCUUCUGCUCUGAAAGCAAAUCCUUUUUCAGGGAAGCCAGAGAAGAUGUAUUAGGGUGGACUUCAGCAGGUUCUGUUAAGUUUGAGCAGAACACACUAACUGUAUCUUGGGCCUAUGAA